GCUACCGGCGGUGCACACCCCGGUUCAAAGGUUCACCCCCAAUUCACCAGCUCCGCCAGUCACCAGCCGCCUGGCUCCGCCACCCCAUUGGAGGCAACAGCAAUAACAACAAUAACAAGCCCCCUAGAAAAAUAAUAUCCGAACAGACGGGCUGUCUGGGAUGCAAGAAUUGCAAAAACAAUCCCCACCCCAUCACGGAGAGAUCUGAGCAAGGAGCAGGACGAUGUUUGACAACACGCAGUACCCCUAUAACUGCUUCAAUUAUGAUGGGGAUGAUUAUCCUACCUGUAGUUCUGACGAAGAGAAAAAAUUCACCAGACCGGCGUACAGCUAUAUUGCCUUAAUUGCAAUGGCCAUCCAGCAAAGUCCUUCAAAUAAAGUCACCCUCUCUGGCAUUUAUGACUUUAUAAUGAAGAAAUUUCCUUACUACAGAUCAAAUCAAAGAGCCUGGCAGAACUCCAUCCGACAUAACUUAUCGCUUAACAGUUGUUUUGUAAAGGUUCCCAGAACAGAAGGGAAUGAGAAGGGGAAAGGAAACUAUUGGAGCUUUGCAACAGGAUGUGAAUCCAUGCUGGAUCUUUUUGAAAAUGGGAAUUACAGGCGAAGACGGAGGAGGAGGAAUGUGAAGAGGGAAUAUAAGGAUCAGAGACCAAGCAGAGGGAAAAGUCCUUCAUCCCCCGAUACAUCUUCUAUGGACUGUGCUUUAAACAACAUUUCCUCUUCUGAAAGUAAACAAGAAAGAAUUGAAUCAGGACCAAGACUACUGGAGCCUCGUGGGUUUGCUCCAAACAACAUGACCAACAGGCAGAGCCUAAGCAAUUCCUCCUUAGCAAAAUCGGAUUCUGAAAUUAAAUUCAGCAUUGAUUACAUUCUUUCAGCUCCCGACCCUUUGCCUGUCCUGAGAUCUCAGUAUAAUAUGCAAGAAAAUAAAUAUCAUCUACUGGAGGCCCAGCAAAUUAAUCUCCAGUUCUGGACAAUGUGAUGUUAUUUAUUCGUGGUAACAAAGUCUGAGUUGCAGUGUAUUCAGCAGCCUCACGUCACUGAAAAUCAGCCACCUGCCUCCUUGUUUUCUUCCCAAGCGGUACUCAGAAAGGGUUACCAAUUCACCAGCUGAUACUCUGUCUGUACCCAAAGAACUUUGCUAAGGUUAAAGCGUAAAUAACAGUUACCAAUAUCCAUUUUCACUAUGCUGAAAUUAAUGAAAUUCUAGCUUUGUUUUCUAAACUGUCGUGGAUGUCAUUUAACACCACAAAGAAUUUCCUUUCUCAAACAGAAUCCGACAGAAAAGAGACUUGCUUAUCACCCGUUGCUUUAUUAAAGACAAAGUGAAUUUGAGACCACUUUUACUGGUGGAAAUUAGGAUUAAUUCCACUGAAGUAUAUAGGUCAGAACUUAAGCUGAUCUAAAACAUUGUAACUCUGUCGACUUACACUGGCUGAGAAUGUAGGGGUGGGGGCCUUUGUUUUCUUAAAAGGAAUCACAGAAAACCUCUCUGUCUUCCCUUUUUUUUAAUUUUAACAUCAUGUUUCAAACUGUUGUGGAGCAUUAAUUCAUCAUUAAUUAGAAAAUGUAGUUAUUAAUAAGUGUUGAAAGUAUAUUUCUAUUGAUAGUCAGGGCAGAGUUGUUUAAACUGUUGAAGUUGUAUUCAAAAUAAUUCCAAGAAAGCUAAUUGCAAGGCUAUUGAACUCUGGUAGACUUUGAGGAGUAAUGUGACAGAGCCAUAGGGCCUCUUAAUGCCUUGGUUUUUAAAAAAAAAAAAACCACAAACAACAAAGUCCUUGAACACAUUUCAUUUAGUAAGUAUGAAGGGAGACACGGCUUUGCAAGAAGCUGUAUCCAGUGUUGCCCAAAGCCAGCAUUCCACCUACCUGCUUGGAGACAAGUUGGGUAUUCCUAUUAAACAGAUUUUUAUCGAUCCUUCUUGCAAGCAAUUACCAAAGUGGUACUUGAUACGAUUUCAGCAAAGCUGGUGAGAUUUAUAAUUUACAGAUAGCAAUGUUAGAUCAUGAGCUCCAUUUCUAAAGAAAGCCAUUUCAUUACCAUUUACGUGCAGUGGCGUAUUUCAGAGCAGAACCUGAUGGACAAUGAUGAACUGUAAUGAGCAUUUAAGAACUUGCUUUUAUACAACUUGUUCACAAUGAAUUACUUGCCAGUACCUAACGGCAGCAUUAGUAAAGACUCCACCAAAUCUUGGUUUUGGCUUGUCUAUUACACUCUUCACCUACUGCAGAUAAAAGAAAAACAGACAAGGAUUCUGGUGGUUUUAAGCAAUUAUAUACAGAGAGAUAAAAUUAUCUUUGCAACAUGAACUAAAGGUAAAUGAAGGUAUAUGAGAUAAGAUUAAGCAAAAUUGUGCUAGAGGUAUGCUCGGGCAUGACUUGAAUUUUUAUGCAGAAGCUUUGACAUUUCACUAAGUUAUUUUACAUUGUGUCUAAUAUAUACUGUACAUUUAUACUAUAUAUUCUUAUAUAUUGUUAUUGAGAAAGGGAGCAAUAUCACUGCACUUAUAUGUUGUAAAAAUGCAUGAUAUGUGUUGUCAUGAUGCUCAAACUCCUGCCAUAUACGUAAAAUUUACCAUCAGUGGUAUUUCACACUGAUUGGUAAUAAAUGCUCAUUUUUUGGAAAACUAUAAAACUUGCUAUCUUCAGGCAUUUCUUUAGCAUGCAAAAGUCUUUGCUUCUUCUUCAGAAAAGACAAAAUGGAAAAUCAUGUCAGUUACAUCGCUGCAUGUCUUCCAAACUUUGAAGGGAUGAUUUGUUCUGAGCAAAUUCUGCCUUCAAAUGGGAGCUUUCAAUUCUUUGUGAAUCAAUGUUUAUUCUGGGCGAUUAUCUGAAAGCAAAAUUUGACUCAUUAGACCUUAUUGAUCUGCUGUUUACAUUGACAUCAGAAAAAGAAGAAAACCUCUGGGGUCACUGGACAUUUGAAGAAGGACGAGAAUUUGCUCCUUUAGUAUUUGUGCUCAGUAGUAAAUAGGUGUGGGAAGAGCGUGCCUCAUUUAGUACUUCAAUGUAUGCAUGCGCUCACGUGUGGGUUGGUAUGUGUGCACCUCUAGGAUCCUACCUACAUUUAUAUAUUCAUGCUUUAUACGCAGAUUUUUUUCUUGAUUGUUUUAAACAUGGCAAUGCUGCGGUUAGGCUGAUAGUUAUAAUGCACAUCUGCAGUAUAUUUGAAAUAUAUAUUUUUUGCUGUGAAAUGUGCAGAUAUGAUUCUUUCUAUGUAUUCUUCGUUAAUGCUUUUAGCAAAAGGUAACUCAAAGACAGCAAAAGUUCUUACUAAGCAUACACCUUACCCAGGUGAACACAGUGAGCUGCUGAGACCAGUGGAGAUAGAUACAGUUAUGGCUACU
Molecule: messenger RNA, 3346 nt
Organism: Phalacrocorax carbo (great cormorant)
Lineage: Eukaryota; Metazoa; Chordata; Aves; Suliformes; Phalacrocoracidae
Source: RefSeq, a predicted model, not a curated record